AUGGACAACAGAUUAACGUCAGAAGCCAUUUACGUGUUAAACAUGGAGUCACGUCGGAGAAGAGAAUUGGAUGAUGAAACCAUCGGCAAUUUAUUAGAAGAUUCCGAUAUUGGGGACUUCGUGCCUUCCGAUGAUGAUUUCGACGAUCCGGAAUUCGUACGACCAGAAAGCAGUAUGAGUUCUACGGAGGGAGAAAGUGAUUGA
Messenger RNA from Parnassius apollo (apollo), 204 nucleotides. The record is from the annotation of a GenBank genome assembly. Lineage: Eukaryota; Metazoa; Arthropoda; Insecta; Lepidoptera; Papilionidae.